Molecule: messenger RNA, 1164 nt
Organism: Strongyloides ratti
Lineage: Eukaryota; Metazoa; Nematoda; Chromadorea; Rhabditida; Strongyloididae
Product: WW domain-binding protein 4
Exons: 1
Coding region: 1-1164 (387 amino acids)
Biological process (GO): mRNA splicing, via spliceosome
Cellular component (GO): precatalytic spliceosome
Molecular function (GO): RNA binding; protein binding
Source: RefSeq, a predicted model, not a curated record
AUGGCAGAUUACUGGAAGUCAAUACCAAAGUUAUGGUGUACAACAUGUAAAUGUUUUUAUGCAGGAAAUAAUAUUGGAAUAACAAAUCAUGAAAGAAGCAAUAAACAUCAAAAUUCAUUAAGGAGUGCUUUGAGAAAUAGUGCUAAAAUAGCUGAAGAUACAAUUAAAAAACAAAGUGAUAUUAAUCAUGCUAUUAUUCAAAUGGAACAAGCUGCUUUGGCAUCUAUGAGAAAUGAAAAAUCAGGGAACACAAAUUUAAGUGCCCUUCAACAAGGUGGUGGAAGAUAUGGUGUUGAUGGUAUUGGUCCAUUUAUUCCUGUUGUAUCCACAUCAAUACCAUCAACAUCUAAUUCUAAUACAAAUAAUUCCCCUGUAAAUGACUUUAAACAAAAAAUAAAAAAACUUAUAAAAGAAAGUAAAAAAUCUUCUUUGUGGACAAAUGAAAAUGUUGAAGAAGAGACAUUUAAAUCAAUGAGGUGUUGGGUUGAGUAUAAUUCUGCUCAAGGAAAAUAUUAUUUUAACAUGUUUACUCAUUUAACACAAUGGGAAAAACCAGAAAGUUUUUAUACUCAGGAUGAGUAUGAGGAAAUGAUAAGCAAGAGUUUUCAAUCUCAGGAUUAUUUACCUUCUACAGAUGAUAUAUCAAAUGUUGUUGAUAAAGAACCUAUAAUUAAAUCAGAACCAAUAACCUAUAAAAAAUUAGAAGAAGAAAAAAAAGAAAAACAAAAAGAAUUAUUGUAUGAUCCUAAAAGUAUUGGUAGAAUUAUAAAAGAUAAAACAAAAAAAAGAAAAAUAAAAGAAGAAAUUAAAGAAAUUAAAAAAGAAGAAGAACCUAAAGAAAAAAAAGCAGUUGAACAUAAUUUUGACUAUGAAAUUCCUAAAAUUACUUAUGCAACACCUAUAACAUUAGGUCCUUGGAUAACAAUAAAAAAAGAAGAAGAAAAUACAGAUAUUCAAAAUGAAAAAGUCAUAGAUUAUAGUAAAGAAUUACCUCCAGAAGCAAAUAUUAUUGCUGAAGAAAGUGCAUUAAAAACUUAUGAUGAUGAACCUAUAGAAAUAACUGAUAAAAUUAUAGAUGUUUCAAAAAAAAAGAAAACUAUUUCAUUUCAAAAACGUUCAUCAAAAUCAAGGAAUAUUAGGCAUAGAGAUGACGACAAUACUUAA